AAUCAACUUACAGUUUUAACAUUCUAUUAAUCAAUCGCAAGAAGAAAAAAUGAUUAAACACCUCUUGACAUUUCUCUUUUUGCUCUUUCUUCUCCAGAGCGUAUGUGGGUUUGAAUAUGAAGAAAAAGAGCUUGAGAGCGAAGAAAGUUUGCUUAAGCUCUAUAAUCGGUGGAGAAGCCACCAUCAUCUAUCUUUGAACGUAACUAAUCAAGGUCUGAACAGAUACAAGGUGUUCAAACGCAAUGCAAAGUACAUCCAGAAGAUAAACAAAAUGAAGUUAUCCUACUCUCUGAAGCUCAACCAAUUUGCCCAUUUAACACCGUCGGAGUUCGUUGAUAUGCAUUCAUGUAUAUCUGAAACGAAGACGAUGAUCACCAACGCCACCGACUAUCAACUUACUGAUGUGAAGCCCCCUGAGUCGGUGGACUGGAGAAAACAAGGAGCGGUCACGGAAGUCAAAAAUCAAGGCCGAUGCGGAAGUUGCUGGGCUUUUUCUACGGCUGCAGCUGUGGAAGGAAUAAACUUCCUAAGGACAAAAAGCUUGGUGUCUCUGUCUGCACAAGAGCUGUUAGAUUGUAGCUCUGACCUUAAUACUUGUGUGCGAGGUAACAGGCCUCUAGCAUUCGAUUAUAUUAAAAAGAAAGGAAUCACAACCGAGACACAUUAUCCAUAUAAGGCGAUUAAGGGGUUAUGCGAUCCUUUGAAAAAAAAUGGGCCGAGGGUAACAAUAGAUUCGUACACCGUUGUACCUGCAAACAAUGAAUUAGCCCUUCAAAUAGCUGUGGCAAGGCAGCCGGUUUCAAUUGGAAUUGAUUCUAGUAGUCCACAAUUUAUAUUCUACUCAAAGGGUAUAGUAACCGGAAAAUGCGGAACCGUUCUCAGUCACGCCAUGGCAGCGAUCGGGUAUGGGAUUGACAAGGAUGGGACGAAAUACUGGCUGGUCAAAAAUUCAUAUGGACCGGAGUGGGGAGAGGAUGGUUAUGUCCGCAUUGAGAGAGAUAUUCUGGAAAAGGAAGGGCGCUGUGGCAUUACCAAGCUAGCUAUAUACCCGAACAGAACCCCCGUCCGCUAAUCCGGAUGGUUCAGAAAGCCUGACAUAAAAUAUAACUCUACAAAACGUACUAUGUUAUUUGCAAUAUAAGACAUUAAAACUUUCGCUAAUAGUCUGGUUUAUUGUAAACCCUGAGUAAGCACCAAAUAUAAUAAGACUUUUCUUAACUUUUCGUUUA
Messenger RNA from Raphanus sativus (radish), 1229 nucleotides. RefSeq names its product KDEL-tailed cysteine endopeptidase CEP2-like. The record is from RefSeq and is a predicted model, not a curated record. Bases 50 to 1072 code for a protein of 340 amino acids. Gene Ontology annotation, cellular component: lysosome. The transcript is spliced from 3 exons. Lineage: Eukaryota; Viridiplantae; Streptophyta; Magnoliopsida; Brassicales; Brassicaceae. Gene Ontology annotation, molecular function: cysteine-type endopeptidase activity.